This is a messenger RNA of Cornus florida, 1797 nucleotides long. RefSeq names its product ribulose bisphosphate carboxylase/oxygenase activase, chloroplastic-like. Gene Ontology annotation, cellular component: chloroplast stroma; thylakoid. The coding region runs from base 111 to 1439 and encodes 442 amino acids. Gene Ontology annotation, molecular function: ribulose-1,5-bisphosphate carboxylase/oxygenase activator activity; ATP binding; ATP hydrolysis activity. The transcript has 7 exons. NCBI's taxonomy places the organism in Eukaryota, Viridiplantae, Streptophyta, Magnoliopsida, Cornales, Cornaceae. The record is from RefSeq and is a predicted model, not a curated record.
UCUCACUCUCUCCCCUCCUCUCUCCUCAACACACCAACAGCAUCCUCUCAAUCCACCCACUUCUCUCUCCACUCUCGCUCUAGAUCACAGCCCUUGGCUUCUAAAAUCCAAUGGCUGCCGCGGUUUCAACCGUUGGAGCUGUCAACAGAGCACUGCUGAACCUGAAUGGCUCUGGUUCUGGAUCCCCAGUUCCAAGCUCAGCCUUCUUGGGUGGCAGCUUGAAGAAGCUAAGCUCCAGAACUACCAGCCCCAAGGUUCCAUCAGGAACCUUCAAGGUUGUUGCUGAGACUGAAGAGAAGAAACAGACCGAGAAGAAACAGACCGACAAGGACAGAUGGAAAGGCCUUGCCUUUGACACUUCCGACGACCAACAGGACAUCACAAGAGGAAAGGGUAUGGUGGAUUCGCUUUUCCAAGCUCCCACGGGAGCUGGAACUCACCAUGCAAUCAUGAGCUCUUACGAUUACAUCAGCACCGGACUUCGUCAGUACAACUUGGACAACAAUAUGGAUGGUUUCUACAUUGCUCCGGCUUUCAUGGACAAGCUUGUUGUUCACAUCAGUAAGAACUUCAUGACCUUGCCCAACAUCAAGGUUCCACUCAUCUUGGGUAUUUGGGGGGGAAAAGGUCAGGGUAAAUCUUUCCAGUGUGAGCUUGUGUUUGCCAAGAUGGGAAUCAGCCCUAUCAUGAUGAGUGCUGGAGAGUUGGAGAGUGGCAAUGCAGGAGAGCCCGCGAAGCUGAUCAGGCAAAGGUAUCGUGAAGCAGCUGAUAUAAUCAGGAAGGGGAAGAUGUGCUGCCUCUUCAUCAAUGAUCUUGAUGCAGGAGCUGGUCGGAUGGGUGGAACUACGCAGUACACGGUCAACAACCAAAUGGUUAAUGCCACCCUCAUGAAUAUAGCCGACAACCCAACUAAUGUCCAGCUCCCCGGUAUGUAUAACAAGGAGGACAAUGCCCGUGUCCCCAUCAUUGUCACUGGUAAUGACUUCUCAACACUGUAUGCUCCCCUCAUCCGUGAUGGUCGUAUGGAGAAGUUCUACUGGGCACCUACUCGUGAAGAUCGUAUUGGUGUCUGCACUGGCAUCUUCCGUACUGACAAUGUCCCUGAAGAAGACGUUGUCAAGAUUGUUGACACCUUCCCUGGUCAAUCCAUUGAUUUCUUUGGUGCUUUGAGGGCAAGAGUUUAUGAUGAUGAGGUGAGGAAGUGGAUUUCGGGUGUUGGGGUUGACGGCGUUGGGAAGAAGCUUGUGAACUCAAAGGAGGGACCCCCAACCUUCGAGCAGCCAAAGAUGACACUCGAGAAGCUCCUCGAGUACGGAAACAUGCUUGUCCAAGAGCAGGAGAAUGUGAAGAGAGUCCAAUUGGCUGACAAGUACUUGAGUGAGGCCGCGCUUGGAGAAGCUAACGAGGAUUCUAUUAAGAGAGGAACUUUCUAUGGUUAGCACCCUUGAUCCUAGAGGCCUUGACGGGAGGCAAAGCAGCCCAGCAAGUUAAUUUUCCAGUUCCUGAAGGUUGUACCGAUCAAAAUGCAGCGAACUAUGAUCCGACGGCUAGGAGUGAUGAUGGAAGCUGCUUGUACACAUUCUAGGCCUUUUUUCUAGGUAUCUCUUAGAAAUGUACUUUCUAAGGAUGUAAGGCAAAUUAAUACAGUAAGACUGUUGCCUCAGUUUGCAUAGAUGAGUUUCCUGUAAUUUUUGUGUUGUAAUGUACACUGGGUUUAUUCUCGAAAGUUGGCUAUUCUUAUUAGUACCAACUCAAGUUAGUGUGUUCCUCCAUCAAGCAGGGACUUUGCUUCUUUAA